Messenger RNA from Artibeus jamaicensis (Jamaican fruit-eating bat), 3857 nucleotides. It is a transcript of the gene NTNG1, whose product is annotated as netrin G1. Gene Ontology annotation, molecular function: cell-cell adhesion mediator activity. The record is from RefSeq and is a predicted model, not a curated record. The transcript has 8 exons. The coding region runs from base 1395 to 2840 and encodes 481 amino acids. NCBI's taxonomy places the organism in Eukaryota, Metazoa, Chordata, Mammalia, Chiroptera, Phyllostomidae.
GAUCCGCUUUUAAGUGAAACGUACGCGCCACCCCUCCGCAGGCUGCGGCUUCCCCGGGCUCGCCGCCUCGUCGCCGGCGCCCCCCGCCCCCGCGCUCACUCCCGCGUUUGCACGCGCCCCUAAGUUUGCCCGGAGCUCGCCUGGCCACUCGGAGCCGGUCCGGCCGGGCGCGGCGGGCGGGGCGCAGCCGGGCACCGCAGUCCAGAGGCGUCGUGGGCCAUGAAUGUUUCAUCAAACGGACUCGGGGUGCGUCGCGUCGCGCAGCCAUCGGCGCCCUGUGCGGUGACAUUUCUGACUUGAGUGGAGGAAUGCGCACGGGGAGCCUGGCGGGACCUGGUCUUGGAGGAUGUUCCGGGCGCCCAGGCUGAUUGCCCUGACUGAUGUCCCUUCGGACCCAGCGCAACGUCUUCAUCUGAAAUAAAAUGAAAGCUGUGCCGAGCGGGGUAGAACCUCCGGGCUGCUGGUUCUGAUCCCCGGGAAUGAGGGAAUCAUCCUGCGGUUUGAUUUGAAAGGAAAAAAAAAAUUAGAGAAAAAAAUUAGGAAUAGGAAAAAAAAUCCCUCCGUAAAAGUUUAAGGCGAGAAGUGUCAGAGGCAGCGGCGCGAGGAGGCGCGGGGGAGAAGCGGGCAGGCGGGGACUGGGCUGCGAGACCUCCCGGCGGCUGCGAUUCCAUUAUUAAUAUCAGUGGAUUUUUGGAGGGAGAGGCACCUUUCCCGUCCUCGCUUCCUCUCCGCCCACCCCUGCUCCCUCCUCCUCAUCUACCUGUCAAAGUCACCGAUCUUUUGCAUUUCGGAAGAGGACGUCAACGGGAAGGAAUCCCCCCCUCUCCGCCGGGGCUCCGAGAGGGGGCGACGCGCGGGAGGCUCCCCCCAGGAGCCCGGAGGCGAAGGGCGUUGGUGCCAGACGGAAGGAGGAUGGUUGGCGGGAAACAGACGCCAGGCUGAAGACGCGCACCCUUGUGCUCCAAGUACUGACAUCCGAGGGCGAGAAGCCCUUGGGAGCCGGCCGCACACCCCCAGGAUCUACCUCCCAGGGCUAUUGGAUGUACAGCCAGAGAGCCAUCCCUUUGCCGAGUCGUGAUCUGCGACCAGACAUCUUUUCCAAACGGCAAACUAGACCCCGGUCUAAUGGACAGCAAAAAACCUGCCAGCAGCUGUUAACGCCGAACGCCCAAGUAUGUUAACGGGUCACCAAAGUCCCUGAUGUCCCCGAACACGCACAGUCUCUCAACCCUUCACGUGCACUUUUGGAAUCGACGUUGAGGUCUCAUCCUCUUUUUUUUUCCUUUAAAUAUAACGCUCCCUACAUCUACACAUUGAUCUGUAUGUAAAAUAGACACAGCCCACAGAGAAGCAAACCGGCGCUAGUUCCUGCCAGGGCUGCUGAGAACUUAGAGAUGUAUUUGUCAAGGUUCCUGUCCAUUCACGCCCUCUGGGUGACGGUGUCGUCGGUGAUGCAGCCCUACCCGCUGGUGUGGGGACAUUAUGACGUGUGUAAGACUCAGAUUUACACGGAGGAAGGGAAGGUUUGGGAUUACAUGGCCUGCCAGCCGGAGUCCACGGACAUGACCAAAUACCUGAAAGUGAGGCUGGACCCGCCGGACAUCACCUGCGGAGACCCUCCCGAGACGUUCUGUGCAAUGGGCAACCCCUACAUGUGCAAUAACGAGUGUGAUGCAAGCACCCCCGAGCUGGCACACCCGCCUGAGCUGAUGUUUGAUUUUGAAGGAAGGCACCCCUCCACCUUCUGGCAGUCUGCCACCUGGAAGGACUACCCCAAGCCUCUCCAGGUGAACAUCACUCUGUCUUGGAGCAAAACCAUCGAGCUCACAGACAACAUCGUCAUCACCUUCGAGUCCGGGCGUCCAGACCAGAUGAUCCUGGAGAAAUCGCUCGAUUACGGGCGCACAUGGCAGCCCUAUCAGUAUUACGCCACAGACUGCCUGGAUGCCUUUCACAUGGACCCGAAGUCCGUGAAGGAUUUAUCCCAGCACACGGUCUUGGAAAUCAUUUGCACCGAAGAGUACUCCACGGGGUAUAUGACAAACAGCAAAAUAAUCCACUUUGAGAUCAAAGACAGGUUCGCGUUUUUUGCUGGGCCGUGGCUACGCAAUAUGGCUUCUCUGUACGGGCAGCUGGAUACAACCAAGAAACUCCGAGAUUUCUUUACGGUCACAGACCUGAGGAUCCGGCUUUUGAGACCAGCCGUCGGGGAAAUAUACGUGGACGAGCUCCACCUGGCACGUUACUUUUACGCAAUCUCAGACAUCAAGGUGCACGGGAGGUGCAAGUGCAACCUCCAUGCCACCGUGUGCGUGUACGACAACAGCAAGCUGACCUGUGAGUGUGAGCACAACACGACGGGCCCGGACUGCGGCAAAUGCAAGAAGAACUAUCAGGGCCGCCCUUGGAGCCCGGGCUCCUACCUCCCCAUCCCCAAGGGCACCGCCAACACCUGUAUCCCCAGUAUUUCCAGUAUUGGUAAUCCUUCAAAGCUUAAUAGGAUAUGGCCGAAUAUUUCUUCCCUUGAGGUUACUAACCCAAAACAAGUUGCUCCCAAAGUAGCUUUGUCAACAGUUUCUUCUGUUCAAGUUGCAAACCACAAGAGAGCCAACGUCUGCGACAACGAGCUUCUGCACUGCCAGAACGGAGGGACCUGCCACAACAACGUGCGCUGCCUGUGCCCCGCCGCCUACACGGGCGUCCUGUGCGAGAAGCUGCGGUGCGAGGAGGCCGGCGGCUGCGGCUCGGGCUCGGGCUCCGGCCCGGGGGCGUCCGCGCUCCGCCGCCCGGCGCUGCUGGUGACCGCGCUGCUGGCCACCGCCGGGCCCCUGGUGAUCUAGGCGGCGCUGUAGCCACCGGCCGGGCCUGUGCCCUGGGGAAGCGAACGCGGCCCAAGCCUUUGCCACUGACCCAGAAACCCACACGCAGACACCCCCACUCAGACGCAGGGAACGAACUCAAGAGGCCCGACUGAACUAAGCCAUAUUUGUCAGCCGCGGGCGCACCUGCGAGUCCGUUCCCUUCUGACUCCGGAGCGGGCGGCGGCUGGUUCAGGUCACUGAAGAUCGCGCGGCCCGCGCAGAGCCGACUGCCGGUGGGAAAGGCUGGGACACCGCCCCGCUGCGCCCCGCAGCGGGAAAGACUGCAACGCAAACCAACCGACCUAAUAAAUUCUGGUACUCUCACGCGGCGCGUCCCAGGACCACUCGGCCCCAGAGCGGGGCCGGCGAGGCGGAGCGCCCUCCGCGCGCUCCCCGGUGCGCGGGUGCGCGCCCAUCUGUGCCGCCCGCCGGGCCCGUCUCGGCCCCUGACUCCCUUCCAACCUGUGCUUUAGUGAACGUUGCUCUGUAACCCUCGUUGGUUGAAAGGUUUCUUUGUCUGAUGUCGGUGAUGCACAUGUGUACCAGCCCCUCCAGAAGCUCAAGCCAGGCGCCCGUCCACGACGCAAUGAGUCAGCGCCUGGUGCCCGCGCCGCGCCCACUGUCCACUGUCUGAGAGUGGCCGUAGGGAAAAGAGAAAGUGUAUCUAUCCUUUUGUAUUCAAAUGAAGUUAUUUUUCUUGAAAUACUGUAAUAUGUAGAUUUUUUUGUAUUCUUGCCAGUUUGUGUUACCAGACAAUCUGUUCGUGUAUCUCAUUCGAAUCAGCACAGACUGACAUCUUACUUUUGUUCCCUUCCGUUCAGUUUUGUUUCAUUGUGCAGAGAUUUCUCUGUGAGGGCAACGAACGUGCUGGCAUCAAAGAAUAUCAGUUUACAUAUAUAACAAGUGUUAAUACGAUUCCACCAAAGGACAUUCUAAGUGUUUUCUUGUUGCUUUACCACUGGAAGAUUUAAAGAAUAAAAAUUCCUGCAGAAAUGA